CAAUAUAUACAUAUAUAUCUGUACAUACACGGCCGGGCGGCGGAAGUGUUUUGCUCGAUCCUUCUCGUCGCGCGCGCAGUCCGUGCGCUACACGGGUUAACACGGGGCCUUUAGAUCGCCGCUGCCGCCGUUUCGAUCCCGUUGGCGAUCUCCCGCCGAGUCGUCGGGAUCGUCGGGGACGGCCCAUCGAGGAAGCCAACCCGCGCUCGUAUCGUCGCAACUCGGAGACACCUCCCUGACACUUGGACGCCAAGCCUCCAUCGAGCCCGUCCGUGUCCCGCCCUGGACACGCUGAUUCGCCCGAUUCGCCCGCCACACGACGGGUUAUGUUUCCCACCUUCAUCGGGAUCCUAGACAUUCAAUCGUGGUGGGAGGUGCCAAGUAUAGCACACUUUUGCUCAUUAUUUAGAGCUGCCUUCAAUCUUCUGGAUUUUGAUAUUGAGGAUUUGGAAGAAGCUUUAUUGACGGACGGAGGUACCGAAGGACGGCUGCUUCAGGAACUGAUAGUAAAAUUACUGGAGGGUUGCUUGCCAAAUGACACUCGCAAUGACAUCUCUACUUUUAAUUAUCAGAUGUUUCUGCGUAGACUUUUCCGGAAAAAAUGUCAAGAAUACAAAUGUGAAAAUCCUUUCAACACAGACGUAGACUUUGAAUUGUUACCGCUUCGUCAAAAAGUAGAAAUAUUACGUGCGCUCUGUGACUUCAGGCUCGACGCCGAAGACGUAGAGCAGUCGUUGAGCAACUUGGACUCGGAUAGUCUGCGAGUCGAACCUUUGGGACAUGAUCGUAAGAAUUCUGCCUACUGGUACUUCUACGGCACUCGACUGUACCGGGAAGAUUACAUUGAUACUUCUAACAGUGCCUCACACAAGCAGAAAAGUAAACCAAGGGAUAAAAAGCGUAAAAAACGACGGAACAGAGUGGCGAAGGAGGAACAGGAAGAGGAAGAGAAGGAGGAAGCUAGUUUAAUAAACAACGGCAACGACGGACGAGAGAGCGUUUGGCAAGUUGUUUGUUUUACCCAACAGGAUUGGAGCAGAUUGGUUGAAAAAUUUCGUGAUUCGGAAUACGACACCGAACGCAAACUUUAUCGCACGUUGUCCGAAGACUUUAUGCCGGAAAUACCAAAAUUGUUCGAUUUAAAAGAGAAACAGCAGCGACGUAAGCUAUUACAACGUAAUAGCUCGCGAGUGCUUCGUAGCCAGGAACCUGCUACACAGAUGGAUGCAGUCAUGGUCAGAUCCAAGAUCAGGACUAAAACGACCAAAGGGACUAAAAAAGGGACGCAAGCUUCAAAAUCUUAUAUUAAAGAGGAGACUUCUCCGCCGUUACCGACGCCACCGGUUCAGAAAAAAGGACGGCAAACAAACAAUUCUUUGGCCUCGGCUGUCGGUCAGAUUGUAAUUCAUACUAGGGAUGAAGUAGAAGACUUGGAAAAGAAGAAGGGUAUCGGUAAUCAUGGCGAUGGUAAUUACGUAUCUCAUAAUUAUGGCUACAAAUAUGGCUAUUCCUUCGGCAUCGAGGAGGAGGAGCGUUGUGUCGGCAUGCACAAAGUUCUUGAAAGUGUCAAAGAUCACGUGGAUGCCUGGCCAUUUAUUGAGCCCGUGGAUGAGGAUUAUGCGCCAAGGUACUAUAGUGUGGUACGCAGGCCAAUGGAUCUUAAAACUAUGGAAGAGAAACUGGAAAAUGGCUCGUAUAAAAGUUUAAGUCAAUUUAAACGCGAUUUUCGGCUUAUUGUUGACAAUUGUAGGCAAUACAAUGGCUCGGAUAAUGAAUACACGGAUAUGGCGAUUAAUCUUAAGGAAGCCUUUGACAAAGCUGUAAGUCGAUAUUUAGAAUCAGAGACAUCCAGUGACGAAGACGCUACAUCUCCUCGGUCACUGGCCGGAUCACCUACAUCUUUAUCGUAUCCUUCACGUCAUUUAUCUUCUUCGCACCAUAACGCACGUAAACGUUCGAAAAAAUCAACAAAAAAAUCCAAAUCAUAUAAACCUGAGAGUAAAACAAAGUCUAAGAGUAACGAAAAAAUGGACGAAGAUGAAAAGAGAAAUAAAAGUAUUAAAGUUGCGAAGAAAAAAAGGGGGAAGAAAAAAGGUAAAAAAGUAAAAGAGGAAGAAUUGGACGAGGAUGAGGAGGAACAGGAAGAUCAGGAAAGCGAAGAUGCAAUAUCUGAGACUAGUAUCGUAACGUCAAAGAGAAGAAAAAACGUUGAUGUAAAUAGUUUACUUAAAACCAAAAAACAACCUAAGGAAUCUGAAGGAUUAAAAACAUCUAACAAAAAGGCGAGCAAAGAACGACAUCAAUCGAAAAAGGAUUCGGAAAUUGUGCGAUCUGCCAAAGAAAUGAAAGAAAACAAAAAGCGGAAGGAGGAUUUCGAGGAAGAUUACGAACCUCCAGUAAUUGCGAAAAGUAAAAGUAGAAAAAUAGAAAAGAAAGAACUUGAAGAAAUCGCGAUAUUGACAGACAAUACGAAGAAGAGUAAAUUAAAAAAGAUCGAAGUCGAAGAAAGUGACGCAGUAUUUGAGGAAGACAAAAAACAAUCUUCCCAUGUUAAAACGAAAAAGAAUCGUAAGAAAGAAAAGUCGAAUUUAAAGACUGUAACCAAGUCUGAUGAAAAAUUCGACAAGAGUCAUAUAAAGCAAAAAAAUAAGAAAUCAAAACAAAAAGAAGAAUUAAAAAAUGGAGAGUUAAAAAGUCAAACAGAUUCCAAAGAUGUAGAAUUAGAAAGUGCUUUAGAUUCCAAACAUACUCACAUCUCCAAGAAGCUCUCCACGUUAAUUGAUAAUAAAGAUGUAGACUCGCUCGAUAGUUUAAAAGAUAAGAUAAGCGAUAGAAGACGGGAAGAAAAAUUGAAAAACGAAAAAGAAAAACAAAGGAAAGCGGGGAAAAGUGACACUCACGGUGUCCAUUCAAAAAAAGUGCCUUCAAACAGUAGUACUUUCCACGACAAUGAUAAAGACAGUGCAAAGCGAUCAAAGUCGAAGAAAAGUACGAAGGAAGAUAAAACGGAUGACACGAGUAAGAAACAUGAUCCGGAAAUCAGUGAAAAUAAGAAAAGCACUCAAGCUAAACAUACCAAAGGACUGGGAGCAGAAGAAAACGCUACGAUUCAAGCAUUAAAUCAAGCGACGGAGAAAACACUUCAUGACAUUAACAAGUGGCUUGACGACGCGCCCAGACUUUCGGGCUUCUCCUCUGGUAGUGAUUCGCCAGUGCUUCAUACCUCUUCGAUUGAAUCCAGUCGAUCAGGAUCCAAGGUCGAGGCUGCACGAAAGAGACCAAGCUCUAUCAAAAUAUUUGGUCCUCAUGGACCGAGUCGGCCGAAGAAGAUACAGCGCACGAUCGAUCGUUUGCAACCCGGUAAAAGUAAGGGAAAUUUACUUCUGAAGAAACCGCUUAAUGUGCCCAGCGCUAACACCAAUGAUUCUGCAAAUUACUCUACUAGUGAUAACGAUCAAUCGAAUAAGGAUAACGAUGAAGAGCCGAAACUCAGUUUAGGUACUGUGCUGAAAAACGUAGAUUCCAUCCAAUUAAUCUGCAAGAGUUUGGUAUCGUCACCUAAUCCUAAUUUGUCGAACGACGAGGAAGAGGACCAUUCUUUUAUCACAACUCAAACGACUGUUAAAGAAGAGAAAACAAGUGCUAAAGAAGCUACAAAAACAUCGAGCACAGUAGAGGAAAAAGAGGCGGUUCGAUCUGGUACAGAAGAAGCGCAGAAACCGAAAUCCGCCACACCAAAUUUGAGUGCCUGGAUCAAAGCCUUUGGAGCGCCAAAAUCAAAAAAGAAGGACGAGGAAGCGGAAGAGGCCGCGAUGAUAAAAAAGGAUGGGGAUUCGCAGGAAGCGUUUUGCGGCAGGCAACGACGGCUGAGCACCGGUGGUAGCAGUGUUAGUGAAUCGGUGUCUAGUUUCUCUCAGGAAUCUCCACCGGCGCCACGCGCGGCCCAUUCCCCGCAGUGCCAGCCCGUAAUAACUCCAACCGAACCGAUAAGAGGUGCGGGAUUUUAUCAGGACGCACUGUCGACUGGGAGCAGUCCCUACAACAGUCCCUACUACGCGACCCCACCGAGAUACAGCGCGCAAUUGCCACCCACUCCAUCACCGCAAAACCAUCCGUUGUCCCCGGCUUAUCCGCCUUACGAGCAAUCACCGUCUGUCUAUCCUCAGGUACACGCGCAGCCGCCGUAUCAAUCGCCGUAUCAGAAAUCCUCGCCUCAAGAUAACGCAGAGACAUACCCGCAAAUGUCUCCGCAACGUUUCCCGCAACAGUUAUCAGCCAACAAUCAGAAUCAAUCACCCGUUUAUCCCCAACACUCCCCGCAAGCGAUACAGCCAGUUUAUCCUCAACCGUCGCCUCAAACACCACCGUCGAAUUACUCACAACCCUCGCCGCCACAACCAUCUACCCCAAAUUACUCGCAGCCGUCUCCACAACAGAACGCGGUCGCUAAUUAUUCUCAAUCUUCUCCCCAGGCGGUUACCAAUUAUCCGCAAGCUUCUCCACAGCAGCAGCACUCCCCCUACUCACAGUCCUCUCCUCAAACACCACCGAAUUACUCGCAACCAUCUCCGCAACAGCAUUCUCCAUAUGCGCAAUCCUCGCCUCAACAACCCGCUGGUUAUGGUCGUUUGUCGCCGCAACCACCGCCUGCAAGUUACUCUCAACCUUCCUCUCAACCACCCAACGCGUACGCGCAGCCAUCUCCUCAGCCACCAAAUUUCUCUUCGCAGUCGUCGCCGCAAACGCAUCCCGCUAACUAUUCUCAGCCAUCGCCGCAACCUCCGAAUUCGUAUCCGACUCCACAACACGACCGGAGUUACUCGCAAUCAUCGCACCAACAAAUUCAGACUUUUUCCCAGCAUUCACCGCAAGCAUCAUCCCCGUUCUCCGAACCGUCGCCGCAGAACAGUCCGUAUUCCCAAUCGUCGCCACAAUCGCUGACCAAUUAUCCGCAGUCGUCUCCCCAGCAACCGGCAACGUACUCGCAUCCGCUACACUCGCCGCAGACACCGCCAAAUUACUCGCAGCUUUCGCCACAACAGACAUCCGGAACGUCUCGCAAUUAUCCGCAAUCUUCGCCUCAACAAAAACCCACGUGCAAUCCUGCACAACCACCACAACAAUCACCUGGUUACCCUCAAUCUUCUCCACAACAGACUGCCAAUUACUCUCAGCUUCAGUCGUCGAAGAACUCGGAGGAGUACGCUGCUCAAGCCACGGUGUCACCUGCGAAUUAUCCUCAAGACUUCAAGCAAAAUCCUUCGUACAUUCAGCAGUCACCUACAAUAUCGUCAUCUGUAAAUGAAGCUGAACACCGGACGGAAUAUCUGAAGUCUAACACUACUGAGAAACCUGCGACGGGCGAUCAACAGAGAAAUUUUCCCGUUCAAUCGGAAUCAUUAAACUUGAAUGCGAAUCAUCAGAUCUAUCAAUCGCCGAGUCAGUAUCCUCCAACGUAUCCGAACAGUUUUUCCAACAUCGAGGUUCAGAGAUCUGCUUCGAGACAUGGCGGUCAGCAACAGACACAGCAACAACAACAAUCGACACCGCAAGAGUCACGGACCGGUUUCACCGAGAUACAGCCACGCGGUUUCCUCGGCAAAGCACCGUCCGGUAGCAGUGAUCAAUUACCCACGUCUGCACCAGAUCAGCCGCAGUUGUUGACAUUCCAACAGAACUUGACAACAGCCCACGAAUCGCUCUAUCCAAGCGGCUUCCAGCCAUCCGGUUACUCGCUACCGCCACCAAAUUCGAGGCCGGUAUAUCCUAGUCCGCAUUAUUUCGACGCCAGCUCCAAGUCUGCCGGUGGUGGAGGAACAUCUGGUAGUCCCUCCAGCAAUCCUCCUCCGAUGAAGAAACGCGCGUACGAGCCGCCUUCCACCGAGUCCAAUACGCGGGGUCUACCACAGGAGAGCACAGUGAGCACGCGUCCGAGUCAGGAGCAGUUUCCGAGUUUCGAGCCGAUGAUGACUCUCUCGCAACCGGAGGCCGUAUCGGUCAGUCAGUUUGAUGGCACGCCGUUCGUUGGUGGCCUGGUCGAUUCUAUGGCGACCAAUUCGGCGUAUGCACGGCUUAGCCUCGGUCUAGUGGGUCGGGCAUCGGGUAAGGAGCAGCAGCAAUUACUAACGAUUCCACGACCACCACCUGGGACGAAGCCGGAGCAUCUCGCCGCUUAUGGUCGCAGUGCCACGCCCGCCGAGCUUGAGCAGCUUAAUCUGCUACAAAGCUUGCAAGCGGCUAAAAACAGCCAGGGCAUUCUCACUAUAUCGCGACGAGCUGGUGAAAGCGACGUGCGAGCGACUCCCAUGGGCACGAUAACGCCCACCGUGACGCCGUCCAAGACGAAGAGGAGCCGGAAAAGCAAGCAUCCGCAACAACAAGAACAACCGAGCGCGACAGUCGCAGUGACGACCGUAACGACGACCUCCGUUGUCGCAGCGACCGCAGGUAGUGCCUUCAACUUCGCCGCCUCCGCCAGCGGUGCGACCACCGGCCACGCGCCACCGUUCCCCUACGACAAGGACGCUACAGCGGCGGCUGCGUUUGCCUUCCUAACAGAUGAGUUUCGCAAUCCGGGCAGUUACUACAACAUGGCUCUGCGACAGCAGCAACAACAACAACAGCAGCAACAGCAAUCGCAGCCGCCUAUGGUACCGCCGACAGUGACCAACGCCUCGGGUCAACCGACUGCCUGCAACAAACUCAGUAAUCAACCACCACCGAGGAAUUAUCCGCCGCCUCAUUCAUUCCUUCACUCGGCUGCCGCCGCAGCUGCCGCCCAGAGAUCGUAUGUCCCGCCGGUCUCCGCCUACGUGACGCCGCACGGACCACCCAAUCUAACGGUUGACCAAGCCGCCUAUCAACAAUAUAUUCAUUCGCUCUACGCCCUCCAGCCACCACCGACGCAUCAUCACCGACCAACCUGGCUUUAGCCACUAAGAUCACUGCAAAAUCGGUCCGUGAUUCGAUGAUGACACAUUAAUCUUCUAAUGGAUUUUGAAACAUACCGCAACGAAGGAAGAGCGUUCGUUUGAGAUCCAAAGGGAUACCAAAUAUUAAUCGAAAGUCUCUUGGCGAGCGCGCGAGAGAGCAGUAUGCCCUUUUUGUCUUAUCUUGUCUUUUUUUUUUUUUUUUGUAACUUACAAGGGACAUCCUCCUCGCGACUUGUCUUUUCUAUUGUUUUUUACGUAAUUGACAUCGUAUCCGUAAGACUCUCUACGGAAUUAGGUGAAUAACCGUUUGUAGAUUUCUUUGACUGCAGCUUCCUUUUUACGAGCAACCGUCAUAACUCGAGUAACUUUGACACUUUUACACCGUUCGUCGAAAGCGGAGAAGCUUAGCUUCAAAUAUGUACAUAAAGGACAAGUCUACUUUCGAUAUAGGAAUUUUUGAUAGUUUUCUAAAACGAGAUUAACCGGCAGGUUCUCAAUAGCUCUAAGUCGAGAUCGCUAGCGCCGAGAGUAAGUCGAUUCACAAGUCGUCUAUCAAAAGUUCCUCCGUAUGUAACGUCCGGGAAAACAUAUACGCGGAUUAAUAACGUAGAAUAUGAUACAUUGGAUGCUUUCUCCAGCGAGAUACAUACGUGACACAGUGUAGUACACAGUAAAAUUAUUUCAUCUUUGUUUAACACGUUCCAUACCGCCAUGAGUCACCGUUGACCCAUGCUGGACUUUCCGUUUAGACCAUUGAUAUAUUUUUCGCUUCUAUAUGAAGAAAUGUAAAAUAAUUUCUGAUGUAUGACGAAAUGUUGGUACAUUAGGCCUUCUACUUUAUAACAAUUUUUUAUAACUUUUUUAAUUAUUAUAAAAUAUUAUUUUUUUAACAAAUAUAAUAAACAUAAAAAUACCGUGAGUGUCAUACAGUGUGGUCGAAUCACUUUACAUACAUUGACGCAGCACAAAUCAUUCAUUAACAUUGGCGAAGAACAAGGACACAAUGAUUCACUGUUACACUAUAGAUCUGUUUUUUUUUUUUUUUUAGCUAAAGUUCUUACACGGUUCAUAUUCCUUCCUUCUGUCGACGUUGGAGAGAAAAAGAGAAAAGACGAACCGUGCAAAAGAAGUCAGCUAAACAGACAGGUCUUAUGUCACUUGCAAAACAACAUUGCUGGAAAGCGCUCAUUACAUAUUCGCGUGUAUAAUGUACACGUAUAUAAUCAUACAUUGUGUAUUUAUGCAUGAUGUAUCGUUAUAUACAUUAUUCGCGAAUGCGUUUUCGUCUGACGCUUACCUCUACGUCGACAAAUGCACGCGCGAACGAAUUUUGCACGUGUUCCUCGUCGGUCUGUACGGUGCGUGCGUAUGCGUCGGGACACGGAAUUAUGCAAUAUGCAAUUUUUACGUUUUGUUAAUUAGCUGAUUGACGGGCGUCCUCCCUCUCUGUAGCUCCGCCGUUCGGGUCCAUAACUCGCCGAGUGUGUCGUCUAGCCGUCGGAUUUUCCGUUUGAUCUUUCGGUUCGGUAGCGAAUUAAUUGUCGAACUCGUAGUAGAGACUCUUGCAAAAAUGAAGCCGAAGAGAAUUUUUCUGUGUAUAAUAAUUAUCGAGCGCGCUCUGUUGCUAAUGUACGUUAUGUAGAUUACUUAGCGUCGUAAGAAAUAGCACGUAAGGGAAUUAGGCUUUCUUUGUAUAUAUAUAUAAAACACAUAUCUCGCGUAGAGGACGAUGUGCUCGAUCUUAAAAAGGAUCUCGACGUAACGAGGGAUCUGUGCAAAGACCCGGAAGGAAACUAGCGUCGCUCGUGACGUGGAAGAGAGAGACGUGACUUUUCUGUUUUCUUUUUGUUGGAAAGAGACGCAUAUAAUAGUAUAACGAGACAUCAGCAGAAAUAUAUGUGUAUAAGUAUGUGCGGAAAAAAAAAACAAAAACGAAAUAUACCGUAAUACGCCGCUAUCGUUGUACACCCAUUAACUCAUCUUUAUCGUUGAGCUGAGUAUCGUCGGGGGAAAAAGCGGUAUUGAAACUUAUAAAUAUAUACAUAUAUAUUGUAAAUGUAUAUUGUAAAUGUAUCUAUGACAAAUUAAAGCGCAGUUUGUUACAAAAUCGCGGGGUCUAUACUGUGAUAGCAGCUAUCUCCCAAUACGCGUUGAAUUCCCCUCCCCUAUAUAGGGUGAUUCAUUUAUCCUCUGCGCAUAAAAAAUGCUCGUUGAAUAGGAAAAGUUUUUUUUAUGUACAUUAAAGCUUUCUUUCUCAUUAUUACUUUACUCCGCUAUUAUUUUAUUAUUGUUUGUUAUUACUGACACUAGAUUCUUAUA
Molecule: messenger RNA, 9251 nt
Organism: Trachymyrmex cornetzi
Lineage: Eukaryota; Metazoa; Arthropoda; Insecta; Hymenoptera; Formicidae
Product: PHD finger protein rhinoceros
Exons: 11
Coding region: 327-6932 (2201 amino acids)
Biological process (GO): chromatin remodeling
Cellular component (GO): CERF complex
Molecular function (GO): protein binding
Source: RefSeq, a predicted model, not a curated record